CGGCCACCGUAGUAUGGAACACGUGUGUGUGUGUGUUUGCAAUGAGAGUUCUGGUCCAAGUUAAUGCUUUAUGCUUAUAUUGAAAUUAAGCUCUAAGGCUUUGCUAUCAUGAGCGACAGUGAAGAUGAUGUGCCGCAGCUCUCUGCGGAAACAUUUGCAGCUUUACAAGAGUUUUAUUCCGAAAGUGGAAGGACGGGACAUAAACAAGACUCAGACCCGACUGAUAAAUUCUCUGUCGGUGCCAUGGAGGAAGACUGGCAUAUGAGUCAGUUCUGGUACAAUGAGGAGACUGCCACACGGUUAGCUGAGGAAGUCAUACAGCAGGCAGGAACAGAUGGGAGGAUAGCUUGUGUGAGUGCACCCAGCAUUUAUCAAAAGCUAAAGCAGAUGGAAUCUGACAGACCAGACAGUGCAUCAGCGGUUCUUCUGGAGUUUGAUCGACGUUUUGCAGCAUAUGGAGAUGAGUUCAUCUUUUACGAUUACAACAAUCCUCUGUGCCUACGUGAGGAUAUUCUUCCACAGAGCUUUGACAUCGUCAUCGUAGACCCACCGUACCUGUCAGAGGAGUGCCUUAGCAAGGUGGCGCUUACCGUUAAAUACCUCACUAAGGGCAAAAUCUUGCUCUGUACAGGUUCUAUUAUGGAGGAGCAUGCAGGGAAACUUAUGGAUCUGAAGAUGUGCAGUUUUUUACCAAAACACAGUCACAAUCUGGCGAAUGAGUUCCGCUGUUACAUCAACUAUGAAUCAAGUCUUCUCUGAUGAAAAUGCUUUUGAUCAGACACUUAAAUCUACCCUUUCCACUUGGACAUGUGCAGACGAUCAUUCGGAACAAUCAAUACUCUCACUCCAGGAUCCAGAUUUAGAGUGGAAUAUUUGGCUGUUCAUGAUAGAUCUGAGAUCACCAUCUUUAAUUAUAUUGCUGGCUGACUUGUGGGUUUAGUUCAUCAGUCAUACAGACAUUGAAGCAGGGCCAGUUCCAGGCAUGGGCAGGGGUGGGCUGAGUAAAUAAAUGAGUUUAUUUUAAACAGCAUUUAAAAGUAAUUGUGCAGUAAAGUUUUAUUCAUUUAUUAUAACGGGAGUUUUUCUAGAUCUUAUUUUCUGUUGAUAUUAUUUGUUGCAAUAGGCUAGAAUUUAAUCUAUAGAUGCUCAGCAAUGACUGAAAGCUCCCGCUUCAGAAAAAUCUGUCUCCCUCUAUCUCAAACACCCCAAUUCAUGCUGCAGAAGGUAGCGAAACACUGUGCAAAAUAGUUUAGUUUAGGGACACUGCGCGCACACAGACCUCAUAAACAACAGCAGAUAUGAUGUGAAGUUCAUUGUACAGUGUAAUUAGAUUCAAACUAGAGUUAUUUGCUCAAUUAAACAGAAGUCAUGAUCGUUCAGUGAUGGGGAUUCUUAGCCCACUUUAUAGGCUUCUAUUUAUGUCCAGUUUACUUAACCGCCUUAAUAAUACAUAAAACAUCAGUAAAAUCAAACGCACACAAUUACUAUAUAAAAGGCAAUAAUCAACAAUAAUUAUUUUUGUUUUAAUCUCUCAGUCUACUGUUAUGAAUGGGUGUUUUUUAUAUAUCCUGCAUGUAUUGCAGUCAUAUAUUUCAUUGUUUGUUGAAUUCCAACAAAAGCAAACCCUAAGAGUGACAGUCAGCAAUAUGAAAGCAUGAGAGCAUGAUAAUAAACUAAUGAAAAAAUCUCGGUUAUUUCACAAAACAUCUUUUUUUUUUACUUUUUCUAACAUUUACACUUUUGUGUUGCUAAAAACUAUAUUUUGUGACUGCAGAUCGUCUUUUGUGUUGUUUGGACCCGCAAAAAAAUUCUACAUUUUUAUAUGAAAUUUGGGAGAAAUGUUCACAGAA
Messenger RNA from Triplophysa dalaica, 1850 nucleotides. It is a transcript of the gene eef1akmt1, whose product is annotated as EEF1A lysine methyltransferase 1. The record is from RefSeq and is a predicted model, not a curated record. The transcript is spliced from 5 exons. The coding region runs from base 109 to 759 and encodes 216 amino acids. NCBI's taxonomy places the organism in Eukaryota, Metazoa, Chordata, Actinopteri, Cypriniformes, Nemacheilidae. Gene Ontology annotation, molecular function: nucleic acid binding; protein-lysine N-methyltransferase activity. Gene Ontology annotation, biological process: methylation.